AGCGCUUCAUCAUUCUAGUAUCCAUCCCCUUAAAAAAUCUGCGCAUCUGGAAAUCCAAUAACAGCAACCAGCCGCGCUCAUGGACUCAACAGUCUCCACCCCGCUUUCUCAUCCGCCUGAACCCAGAAAUCGAACAAAAUCGUCUUCAAGGCGCUCUAAAUUUCGUCGAGUCUAUGUUGCUGCUGAAGUAUCCCCUUCCGCCCCAAACCAAGAACCAUUACCAGAGAAUCGUGAAAUGGGUGACAAUUGUGCAGAACCAGUUGUAGCGGUUCGCAGGGGACGCAGGAGCAAGAAUGUUUCUUCAGUUUGUGCCUCUCCGAGGAAUGCCAGAAGGCCCAGAAAGCGAUUAGAUCAGGAAAUGGCGAGAGACGAAAAAGAUUCUGGGGUAGGAGAGGAGGUGAUUAUUAAGCCUAGAAAGAAGAGGCAAAUUGCCAGAUUAAAGAAUGAUAAGCUUGCCUUAGCUCCUUCAGUGCCUUCUCCAAGAGAAGAAGGGGUUGAUCUGGACAGGUAUGGGAAGCUGAUAAGUGAUGUUUUGAUGUGGAGAGAUGUUGCAAAAUCAAGUCUUUGGUUUGGUUUUGGGUCUCUCUGCUUCUUAUCUUCCUGUUUUACGAGUGGAAUUAACUUUAGCAUUUUCUCAGUUAUGUCUCAAAUGGGGCUUUUCUUUCUGGCUGUGUCAUUCAUCUUGAAUACUCUCCGGCCAAGAGAAAUUGUUGAAACUAAGACUGAAAUGAAGCUGAAAGAAGAUGACAUUUUGAGAAUGGGUAAAUUCAUUCUCCCAGCAGUAAAUCUUGCAAUUUCAAAAACAGGAGAUGUGUUUUCUGGAGAGCCAGCCAUGACCCUUAAAGUAGUCCCAUUCCUGAUAGUUGGAGCUGAAUAUGGACAUUUCCUAACUCUAUGGAGGCUUUGUGCACUUGGGUUUUUCAUUAGCUUCACUGCUCCAAGAUUAUAUUCAUCUUACUCUACCCAAAUACGAAGAAAAGGAGAGUGCAUUAGAUGCUGGGUGAUGGAAUCCUGGUGUGCUUGUUCUCACAAAAAGAUCAUAGCACUAUCAGUAUUUUCAGCCUUUUGGAACCUCACAACUGCCCGCACCCGCAUUUUUGCAGCAUUCAUAUGCCUUGCAAUGAUCAGAUACUAUACAAUUUAUUCUGGAGAAAAGGUUGAAGAAGUUGUAGAAGAGGCACAAGAACAUAACGAUCAAGAACAAGAGAAUGAUCAGAAGGAGUUGAUUGAUUGCAUAAAGUGUGAAGACCAUAAAUAACUCUAUUUUUGCAGAGGAAUUCGAUUGUAAUUUGCUUCUUACAUUUAUGAAAAUAUAUCCAUGUUUUCUUCUACCACAAAAGAAGCAAAUUUGAUACACCAAAUCAUUAUCUAGACUGAAAUACACACUUCUUCACCAUAGCCAUUGGAAAAAGAGGUUAACAAAAUGAGAGAGAAAGGGAGUGAUUUGUUUGACUUUGGCAAUCUGUGACAGCACCUCGCAGGAAACUUGCACACAACAUGUGGAUCAUACAUCAUAACUGCAGGCUGAUGUAUUUCAAAAGGAGAAGAAAAUCAGCACAAAUGUCUGUAUUCCUACUAGUAUAAUAUCAUUAGUAAUAAUUAGCAUUAAAAUAAAUGACAGACUCAUCAACACUCAUUUGCAAUACAAAAUGAAUAAUGAAUGAAUUCCAAAAUAUUGCAAUUUGGUGAUACACAAGCAUUACUGCAAUUUUGAAGAUUGGGCACAAGCAAAGCAAAUCCAGAGCAACCAUCUGCAGAUAGUUUAGAGUGGAAAUUUUGCUAAUUAUCUCCAAGGCCCUCCAAAAAAUCAUCACACGUCAUCGUUGACAGCUGAUUAAAUAAAGAAAGGUGUGAGUUGGUUGGUACUUGACUGUCUUAGUUUGAUAUUCUUAUAUUUUGCAUGACAACUUAAAUCUCAGCAAACUUCCAAUAUGUUUGGGUUGAAUGACAAUUAAACACAAUUAAUAUAAUAUAGUCUUAUACCACGCGAGAUAUAAAUAACUCAGAAGACAAAAGGAACAUUAGAAUUAUUAUUUUUUAAAUAAUCUACCCAAAUUCCAGUUUCUUCAAAUAAGUCCAACAUCUAAAAACAUCAUUUUUCUACUAAAAUGUGAAGCUUUGAGACAAAAAGAAA
Messenger RNA from Cuscuta epithymum, 2134 nucleotides. NCBI's taxonomy places the organism in Eukaryota, Viridiplantae, Streptophyta, Magnoliopsida, Solanales, Convolvulaceae. The record is from the annotation of a GenBank genome assembly.